CCCAGCCUGUGGAGCCAGCCAGACUGGGCGGAGGGCAGCAGCGCCGCCGCCAGCUCUGCUCCUCCUUCGGCGGAGCCGCGGGCGCGAUGCGGCCCCCGCCGCUGCUGUGGCUGGGCCUGGUGCUCGGGGUGCUGGGCGCGGCGUGCGGGGGACCCAGCGACCACCACUACGUCGACGGCGAGCACCGGGCCGACUACGACCGGGAGGCGCUGCUCGGAGGCCAGGAUGAAGCAGAAGAAUAUACUAAACUCAGUCUAGAGGAACAGCAAAAGAGGCUGAAGGCCAUCAUAAAGAAAAUUGAUGUGGACUCGGAUGGAUUCCUUACUGAUGAUGAACUGAGUUCAUGGAUCCAGCAGUCUUUUAAGCAUUAUGUUACGCAAGAGGCUAAGCAACAGUUUGGUGAAUAUGAUAAAGAUGGUGAUGGAUUAGUAUCUUGGGAGGAGUACAACAUUCAAAUGUAUGAUCGUCUAAUUGACUUUGAUGAGAAUACUGUUCUGCAAGAUCAAGAAGAAGAAUCAUUUCGACAGCUUCAUUUAAAGGACAAGAAGCGGUUUGAAAAAGCCAGUAGAGAUGAAGUUCCUGGUCUGAAUCUGAAUGAAUUUAUUGCUUUUGAGCAUCCUGAAGAAGCUGAGUAUAUGACGGAAUUUGUCAUUCAGGAGGCUUUAGAAGAACAUGAUAAAAAUGGUGAUGGACUUGUGAGCCUGGAAGAGUUCCUUGGUGACUACAGAAGAGAUCCAACUGCAAAUGAAGAUCCAGAAUGGAUACUUGUCGAGAAGGAUCGAUUUGUGAAUGAUUAUGACAAGGAUAAUGAUGGAAAACUCAGCCCUCAAGAACUGCUGACUUGGGUAGUACCUAAUAAUCAGGGUAUUGCACAAGAGGAGGCUCUUCAUCUGAUUGAAGAAAUGGAUUUGAAUGAUGAUAAAAAGCUCUCUGAGGCAGAGAUUCUCGAGAACCAGGAUUUGUUCCUUACAAGUGAAGCAACAGAUUAUGGCAGGCAGCUCCAUGAUGAACGUUUCUACCAUCAAGAACUUUAGUUUACUCAUUUGUGAUCUUGCUGCCUCUGUGUUCCUAAAUUGGAGUUUUUCUUUAGGGUACUCAAAUUUAUAAGCUGCAUUGUAAGUUUUAUUUUGUGUGAUUAUAAUAUACUAGUGUUUGUAUAAGUGUUUUGCAUUCUAAAUUUAAUUACUUAAGUAGUUUUGCAAGUUUCCAUAGGCCUUUUCAGCCUUCAGAACUAUUUAUUUACUGAAAUAUUUAGUAUUCCUUGAAUUGCAGCAUUAGCAUUUUUGGCAUCUGAAAAAGUAAAAACAUUCUUAAAUAAUCUAUAUGUUUAGUACUGUAUUGUGAAAUUAGUUGUACUACCAUGCUUGAAGAGUCUGAAUGGUUCUGAAAAAAGGCAAAAUGUGAGAUAAGCAAAAAUUACUAAUCAUUUAUUUAAGUGGUUAAUGUUUUCAGAAGUUAUCAGGGGGAGAGUAGCAAUGUUUAGGUUCACUAUUAAAGAUGUUUUAUUUAAUACCCUUGGAGGAACAUUCAAAAGGAUUAAUACCUCAGUUGUUCAAGAGGUUUCUGCUUAUUUUUAAAUGAUUUCUAUAGCAGGUUAAUUGUAUGAUAUAAAACCUUUAUAUUUUUGCGUCUGUACAGAUAGUAAUUAUUUUUAAUGUAUAAUUCUAUAUCAUUAGAGGUACAUGUGAUAUUUCAGUGUCAGAACCCUCUUCAUUUUCAGAUUAAAACAGUUAAAUGCUC
Molecule: messenger RNA, 1740 nt
Organism: Chelonoidis abingdonii (Abingdon island giant tortoise)
Lineage: Eukaryota; Metazoa; Chordata; Testudines; Testudinidae
Gene: RCN2
Product: reticulocalbin 2
Cellular component (GO): endoplasmic reticulum
Molecular function (GO): calcium ion binding
Source: RefSeq, a predicted model, not a curated record